CUACCGUAACUAAAUAAAGAUGAUGUGGUAAUUUGUUCCUGGCUCCUGAAUGUAGACUCACUUUGUAUUUUACUGCUCACUUUGCUUACAGAUGCAAACAGAUUCCCAGUAACAAGCAUCAAGCAGCCGAGAUGGUGUCAAAAAAUGAACACUGGCCGUACCAAAGGCUACGAAGCAGAUGUUGGGAAAAGAACGACUCAUCAUGUCAUGUAUCCAGAGAGCGCCGUGGACUUGGACAACACCACUCAUCUUGUGUUGGUUCCAUUCAAGAUACAGGACCUGGAGUGGCUCAUUAAAGCCUUCACUACGGGGUUUUCUGGAGCGUUGUGAUACACCUGCAGGAGUUAUUAAUGUACACGGAUUCCUGUCUCCGUUUGAACUGUCUCUGUCAAACUGUGGAGCAGGAGGAAGACUUGGAAGCCACACCUUUCUAUUUUUAAAUCCUCUCCACUGAAAGUUUGGCAUUACCUGCCAUCAACUUCACUGGUGUGAACACUGGCCAAAUAUAAGUGGACUAUAAGAGGAUUUACUCCCAUCAGAUGCAAACAGAUUCCCAGUAACAAGCAUCAAGCAGCCGAGAUGGUGUCAAAAGUGAGGGUGUUCAUUUUGCUGCUCUGCGUCGGUGUCUUUGUGGUUUUGAGGGAACGUGUGGCGGAAGUGUCUUUGGAGAAUUUCUCCCCUUUCCACAACACAAGCCCCUGUGCCUGUGGGAAAUGUUUAUCAGAGGAUGAUGUGUGGUUCAUGCAGCGUUUCAACAAAUCUGUUGAGCCAUUUUUGUCAGCAAAGCACAGUCUCUCUGAGGCGGCGUUCAGGUGGUGGAAAGGCAUACAGCUUGAAAAACGCAACUUCAUUUACUACAGUGCAACAGUGGACAACCUGUUUAAGACGUUCCCAGCCACUCCAGAUGUAGAGGCCAGCUCUGACCGCUGCAGGACUUGUGCUGUGGUGGGGAACUCUGGUAAUUUGAAUGGAUCACGUUAUGGACCUCUGAUAGACUUCCAUGAUGUUAUCAUAAGAAUCAACAGUGGCCGUACCAAAGGCUACGAAGCAGAUGUUGGGAAAAGAACGACUCAUCAUGUCAUGUAUCCAGAGAGCGCCGUGGACUUGGACAACACCACUCAUCUUGUGUUGGUUCCAUUCAAGAUACAGGACCUGGAGUGGCUCAUUAAAGCCUUCACUACGGGGUUUUCUGGAGCGUCCUACAUGCCAGUAAAAUCACACAUCAAAGCCAACAAGGACUUGGUGAUGGUGGUCAAUCCAGCUUUCAUGAGGUAUGUUCACGACACAUGGCUGGAAAAAAAGGGCAGGUAUCCGUCCACUGGCUUCAUGGCUUUGGUCCUCGCCCUGCACAUUUGUGACGAGGUCAGUGUGUUCGGCUAUGGAGUGGACAAAGAUGGAAACUGGAGUCAUUACUUUGAAAUACUCAAAAACAAACACCUGAGAACUGGACCUCAUGCUGGAACGCAUGAAUAUGACGUUAUUCAGCAACUACACAAAAAUCAGAUAAUCCAUUUUUUUAAAGGAUGGUAAUUUUUUGUUUCUCUUUUUGUUUGUGUCUCUUUCUAUUUAUGUCAAUUGCAUUAACAUGAGCAGCACUGUGUACUUUAACCAGUGUGCGAAUUAUACCAUGGCGUUACAUACUGUAUAUAUGUGUAUAUCGCCAUCAUGCAUGAAUGGUACAUUGGCAUAGACUCAUUUUACACAUCAUCCACAUUGGUGAAGAUAUGAAAAAAUAAAAAAUGCAUGGCAAAGUAACAUUGUUAAUAUUUUUAGAGAGCAUUUUGUGAACUUCAGUUUGGUUAUUGUAUCAGUUGACUCCUUUUUUUUUUAUCUCCUCGCUGCGAUCCUCGACCGCAGUGGCAAAUAGGUUUUGUUGAAAAUGUAAUCUCUGGCUGGAUUAUGUUCAGAGGCAGAGUAUUUUAUUAAGGAAUAAGAGUCAAGGUUAGGGAAAGGUCAUGGUUUGUUUGUAGUUUCUGAAUUAUAGUGUAUUAUUAUAAAGUAAUAUUUCAAUCAGGAGAGAAUUCAUUCUGAAUCGACAAAUAAACUUGUGUUGCGAGAGGAAAAGUGAGAGAUGUGAGAGUCUUUGGCGACUAGACCCCAUCGUGAUGUCAUGAUAUGUGAAAAGGGGAUGAGGCUGUGUGAAGUAUAGGAAACCCCCCGGGGUCUAGACACUGGUGGUGGUGGGAAGAAGAGAAGCUGGAGUUCUGGGUGUGAUGAGGACUCUGAUGAGCUCGACCUGGCACUGGAUAUAAAGACUGGAGGUGGAUGGGGUGGAGGAGGGUCGCAGCAAUAUGAACUGACAGCUGCCAGCGGAAGAGGGCAGAAUGGAUUUUAAAGUUUGACAGUGACAACGCAACGACCGGCUGGUUUAGGUUGUGGCGAAAUACGAUUUGGUUACUGGAAACACCUGAAGUAAGCCGAUUACAAUAAGUGGGGUGAGAGAAGGAAAAAGAAUUGUGAAUGAAAAUGACAAAGUUAGUCUUCUUGAUUGAACUUGAUCAAAACAAGCUUCAUUUAAUACUUUGGAUAAUGUACACUCUCCUUUAAUGUGGAAUUAUAUUUGUGGAAUAUGCUGGGGGAUUUUUUCUCUUCCCCCAUAUGUUUUACUUUUUCUAGUUUGACUUUAAUAGGACACCUGUACGCAGCCAAUCAUGUGACAGCUGUGCAAUGCAUGACAUGUGUCAAGGCAACAGAGAACAUUCAGAAUGGUAUGAGAAGAGAGGUCGGAGGAGAACGACCAGGCUGGUUGGAGCUGACAGAAACUGGCGUCAACAGCAUGAAUCCAUGGACACACCUUGUGUCAACAAUCCAGGCUGGUGGUGGUGUAAUGUUCUUGGGAAUAUUUUUCUUGGCACACUUCAGGCCAUUUUAUUACCAAUCAAUCGCGGCUCGAAUGCCGCAUCCUGUUUGAUUGUUGUUGCUGGCCAAUGCGAGUUAAACAAACAAAAUGUGUCAGAUUAAUAUAUUAGCGGCUGCUAAUUAGCUUAAUUUAGGUGUGUCAUGCCCUUAGGCAUGUACUGUGCCAGGAACUCAGAUUUUUAUGCUUUGCCAUAUUUUGUAAAAAAAUUAAUAAAACUCUUGACAUUGAUGGGCACACAACCAGACUGUAACUUAUGGGACUGGUUUCACUAGAGGGGCGAGGCAUUCAAACUGCUCCCUGGGAGGAAACUAAAGUUGUUAAACAGGGAAUUCAUAACAGUGAUGGCUUUUUGUUGUUUGGAUAUUGACAAAUUUAAAUGUUCCUUACAGCUUUAUUCAGACACAACAGGACAUUUAUGGAAAGGGCUGCAUGUGUGCAGUCUAUUUAGCAUCAGGCGUCUGGUGGCUUUUAAACUUAUUUUGGCCUGGAAGCCUUAAUUUCUCUAGUGAUUCUCUGAUGAAUCCCUAAACGAAUUACCUCAUUAAUUUCAUCAUUUAUUAGGAAAUUCUGCUGCCUGCUUUAUAAUGUCUGACACAAGGAAAGAAUGACCAAAUAUUAAGGUAUUAACUAUUAGAUCUUUCCUAACGUGUGUGCAUACAGAAAGUGCUGUUAGUUGUUGACUUGGUUAAGGGGGUUUGAUCAACAUGUCUGUUAUAGAAAUAAGCAAAAAAGUAACACACACAACAAAUCAAACUACUGAACAAUAACAAAAGACAGGAGAUGGAUAAGGGCGGCCACCAUCAUAUAACUCUUUUCUACUUUAAUUUUAAUUUAAUGAUCUGUAACCUGCAGAUUACCAUAACCUGAACCAUUUGAGAUCUUAUUGGGAGAACUGCUGUGCCUCUCCGCUGUAUUUCACAAACAGGGAAGUAUGUGAUGUACAUCCUUGAAAAGGCAACAGCAGGACAUCCUCAUUUUCACACAGUGUCCAAAAUGCACACUCCAUUGUUUAAAGUUUAAAAUGUGCUUGCUGUUGUGCACAUAUUGGAGAACUAUUUCUCCAUUUACAGACAUCAACUGCAACAGUCACAGUGACCAUAUUUAAAUUAAAAUUGUUGUUUUUCUUGCUGUUAUAAUUCCUCCUUUUCAUGCAGGCUAUUAUCUAUUUUUUUUAUUGUCAUUAUCUAUGCAGAAAUGAAUUCUAAAGUUCAGCAGAAGCUAUUAUGAGACUCCACCAGCCUGAAAUAAUCAAAUCAAAUGGAUAUCUUCCAAAGUGACCGUCUGUGUGCUUUUGUACAAUACUCCCUCUUUUUGGUUACCUGGGGUUUCUUUGCUGAGCUGCCGUAACACAAUGAAGAUAUUUUGUACAAUAAAGACUUGAUUUGUCAAUCUCA
This is a messenger RNA of Seriola aureovittata, 4254 nucleotides long. Its product is annotated as CMP-N-acetylneuraminate-beta-galactosamide-alpha-2,3-sialyltransferase 1-like. Gene Ontology annotation, molecular function: beta-galactoside (CMP) alpha-2,3-sialyltransferase activity. Bases 580 to 1530 code for a protein of 316 amino acids. The transcript is spliced from 9 exons. The record is from RefSeq and is a predicted model, not a curated record. NCBI's taxonomy places the organism in Eukaryota, Metazoa, Chordata, Actinopteri, Carangiformes, Carangidae.